This is a messenger RNA of Naegleria gruberi, 909 nucleotides long. RefSeq lists its product as uncharacterized. The record is from RefSeq and is a predicted model, not a curated record. Gene Ontology annotation, biological process: transsulfuration. The transcript is spliced from 2 exons. Gene Ontology annotation, molecular function: thiosulfate-cyanide sulfurtransferase activity. Gene Ontology annotation, cellular component: mitochondrion. Bases 1 to 909 code for a protein of 302 amino acids. Lineage: Eukaryota; Heterolobosea; Eutetramitea; Acrasida; Naegleriidae.
AUGCUCAAAACCUCCAAUCGUCUCUCCUCUCUUGUUUCUUGUCAAGCUUUAAAGGAAGCCAUCAACAAGACAAGCAAUAUUAAAAUUAUUGACGGAUCAUGGCAUAUGCCAGCCAUGAAACGUAAUGGCUAUGAAGAAUAUUUAAAAGAACACAUUCCGAAUGCUAGAUUUUUUGAUAUUGAUGGAUUGAGUGAUCAAAACACUGAUUUGCCACACAUGUUCCCUUCUGUUGAAUUGUUUGAGAAGAGCAUUACAGAAAUGGGUAUUGAAAAUACUGAUCAAAUUGUUGUAUAUGAUACUGCCUUUACUUCAGCAUUCAGAGUUUGGUAUACGUUUAAAGUUUUUGGACAUGAAGGGAAGGUUAGCUUGUUGGAUGGUGGAUUAACCAAGUGGAAGCUAUUGGGCUAUCCUAUCGAAAGUGGAAAACCAAAUAUUACUCCAUCAUCUCAUCCGUACAAGGCCAAAUAUCAAUCGGAUUUUGUUGCAAGAAUGGACGAAAUUUUGGAUAAUUUGAAUAAUCAAAAAUCAUACAUUGUUGAUGCUAGAUCAGCUGAAAGAUUUAAUGGAACUCAACCAGAACCUCGUCCAAAUUUAAAGAGUGGACACAUUCCAAAUUCUUUCAAUAUUCCAUUCCCAACUCUUGUCAAUCCAGAAGAUAAAACUUUCAAGACAGAUGAAGAGAUUUUGAAAUUAUUCCAAAACUCUGGUUUGAACAUUCAAUACAUUAAUGAUAAGAUUGUAAUUGACAAGCCAAUUAUUGGAAGUUGUGGAAGUGGUGUAACUGCUUGUGCCUUGCUCUAUUCCCUUAAUCUUCUUGGUGUUUCUCUUGAUAAACUUCGUAUUUAUGAUGGCUCCUUCUCGGAGUACGGAAAGGAAUCAUUCACCAAUCCAGUUUCCCAAAGAAAAUAA